UGUUCACGAAAAUCAUUUGUAUGACAAAAAUGCACCGGCUAGCAUAAUGUCGGUUCACUGUACAAUAUUGUGAAUUCGCGAAAAAAUCCUUUAAAUAGCAAUAAUAAUUUUUCCGCAAUUCACCCGCAGCAACCACAGUUUGUGUUAACCUCAGUUAACCUCAAAGCCUCAAAGUAAACUUACAGUAAUAUUGUACGCACAAAUACAAAUAAGACAGGUAAUAGGUAUUAGGUUGAAAUUUCUGUUCCAGGUGUGAUUUGCUAGUACAUAUUUGAAAUAAUGUUAUGAUAAAUCAUGGAUGGUGAAAUUUUUUGUGUUAAUACAUUUUUCGAGGUUAUAUUAAGUGAUGCAAGGGCAGCGGCUGAAGCGUUAUCUGGAGCUGAUCAGUAUAGGCUAAAUACAUUACACUGUAAUUUGGAAGAACAUUGUCAAAUGUUAAAUAUUAUUAUUUUAAAUAAUACAAAUGAAAAUUUAAAUGAGCGUCUGGGAUCUUUGUAUGAUAAGUUGUAUCUACUGCACAUAGACAUGGAUAAUAAACUCGAAGAAAACUCGACUGUAGAACAAACGCUGGGUUAUGCGUGUCCUAUUCGUGGAGGACGUCGAGGACGACCAAGAUAUUGUAUUUAUGAGCAGCAGCUCAAAUUUUUAAGAAGAAAUUCUUAUAGCUGGACACAAAUCGCACAGUUACUUAAUGUCUCGACAAGAACGCUUUUAAGACAUCGUAAUGCCUUGAACUUUUGUGAACCAAAUAGAUUUGUAAAUGAUGUAGAACUGGAAAAUGUAAUUCGUGAAAUUUUAUCAACAACACCAAAUAUUGGUGAAACAUACGUUAUUGGAGGGAUAAAAUCUAGAGGUUUAACUGUUUCCAGAUGGAGAAUUAGAGAACAGUUGAAUAUUAUAGAUCCAAUAGGAAGAUUAUCAAGAAAACGGUCAGCCAUUGUAAGACGGGUUUAUAAUGUUAAAGGAGCAAAUUAUUUAUGGCAUAUUGACUCAAAUCAUAAAUUGAUUGCAUUUCGACUAGUGCUACAUGGUUGUAUUGAUGGGUAUAGUAGGUGCAUCAUAUAUUUACAGUGUUUAACAAACAAUAAAGCAAAGAGUGUUUUGAAUUUAUUUGAAAAUGGUGUGCAAAAGUAUGGAUUGCCUAGUAGAUGUCGUGGUGAUCAUGGAACAGAAAAUGUUUUAGUGGCACAGUAUAUGCUUGCACACCGAGGCCUAAAUAGAGGCAGCUUUAUUACUGGACGUUCAGUUCAUAAUCAAAGAAUUGAAAGACUUUGGGCAGAGGUAAAUAGGACUGUAAGCAAGCAGUUUAAAGAGCUAUUCAUCACAAUGGAACAAAAUGAUGUUUUGGAUGAAUUAAAUGAGUUAGAUUUAUUUGCCUUACAUUAUAUUUUCAUUCCUUGUAUACAAAAAUCUCUAGAUGAAUUUGUUAAUCAGUGGAAUAAUCACUCUUUAUGUACCAUGCAGAACAGGUCACCAAUGCAACUUUGGCAAACAAGUAUGAUACAAAAUCAAUUUGAAGACAUACAUGAGGAUCACUUUUAUAAUGAGAAUCCUACUGAAUAUGGCAUUGAUGAAGAAGGUCCACUGCCAGAAUUGAUAACUGAUAACAAUAUUGUGGUACCAGAAUUUCAAGACAAUAACUGGUUAACUCUACAAGAAAUUAUCAACAUUGUUCCUGAUCCUUUGGCAGAAGAUGGCAACUGUGGUGUUGCAUUUUAUUUGACAAUGCGUGAUUAUUUAAAAUCGUUACAGUGAAAUAAAAAUUUUA
Messenger RNA from Zophobas morio, 1768 nucleotides. RefSeq lists its product as uncharacterized. Gene Ontology annotation, molecular function: nucleic acid binding. The coding region runs from base 295 to 1755 and encodes 486 amino acids. Gene Ontology annotation, biological process: DNA integration. The transcript has 2 exons. Lineage: Eukaryota; Metazoa; Arthropoda; Insecta; Coleoptera; Tenebrionidae. The record is from RefSeq and is a predicted model, not a curated record.